CUGCCUUCGCCAUCCUCAUUAGGAUAAACAAGUUGACGUGAGUGCAGUGUCGUCAGCCAUUCAAUCAUUUCCUGAUCUUUAUCGUCAGUACAUCUCACUCACCCUCCGUUUGUCUACCACAAUUGUAAUUAGUUUUUUUAUAGAUAUAUUAGAAGGGGUUGUAUUCUAAUAACAUUGCCUGGAGUGCGUUUAGCUUGUACAUAAUCGUCAAAUGAAGUGAAAUCUGCCUGGCCCUCGAGGUACAACUUGGAUAAUAACCUCGGAAACUGUCGUAAGAAACAUGGACACUCCACAGUAUUCAGGCUACCCAUCACACUACUGGUAUCCUCAGGCUCACUCCACGGGACACUAUGCAAAUGCCUACCCCUCUGCAUCUGAUGGCCAGCCACAGUAUAACCCACAGGUAAUUUCUGGAGGUUAUCCAAACGGCCAUGGUGUCUACAGCCCAGCACAGAGUCAAUAUUCAACGAGUGGUUUCCAUCCAUCCAACCUUUUCUACUGUGCUGACACUCAGACAACGCCUCCAGCUUCUUACCCUAGUCACAGUUGUCCUGCAGAACAAAACAGUGGGCAAGCUGGACAGCCACAUUCACAAAACCAUCACUAUCCGGGUAUACACUGUCAAGCGGGUCCUGGAUAUCCUCCGGGGCCAUAUACUCACUACAGCGAAGGUGGUCAUGCAAUGCCUCCAAACACGCUUUAUCCCACGGGCCAAUCUCUGCACACCAACCCCACGGCUGAAGCUUGGCCACACCCUGGCACAUACGCACCUUCACAACAGCAAUGGCAGCCAGGCCAACAGCUUCCUCCAAGUAAUUAUGGAAUACGGCCGCUACACCCUCCAGCUUGGCCAGGGACUGGAAGUGGUGCCCCACCACCUUACCAACCCAAGGACCAACAACACCAGCGCACACCGCAAGUGGGACCUAAACCCAGGCUAACCACAUCCCCAAAUCGCACCAAUGGGAAACCCACAGAAAUUAGUUCACCUCCCCAAAUCUUCAAGAAAGCAGGGCAAAUUGAUCAAAAUCACUCUCAAAGUGAGCCCCCACCAUCUGCACCUACCCAAUCUCAAGCUCCAGGCAAAGCUGGACCCCCACCCGUCAGCGACAACCCCAGCUUAGCUCGGGUUCAGCAAAUCGUGGCAAGAGUGCUCCUUCUUCAGGAAGAUGUUGAUGAGUUUGUGGGUAAAAAAACAGAUAAGAGUUAUCGAUGCCUGGAGGAACUUCUAACCAAAGAACUGCUUGAGCUGGACUCCGUGGAGACUCAGGGACUUGAAAAUAUCCGUCAAGCACGAAAGGAGGCUGUGCAGAGAAUCCAGGCCAUUCUCGACCGGCUGGAAAGGAAAGCUUUCUAAAGUCGGUCAUGAACCACUUUAUUGGGCCUCAGACCGUAUCGGCUUCUUCCAGAUCUAAUUUGAACUAGAGAGUUGAAACAAAUGAUCAAAAAUGACCCAGUACGCUGUUGGUAGUAGAUCAGCAAACCGUUUUUUGUACAUAUCAGGAACUUUGGAAUCAGUCUGUGACUGAAUUUUGAUUUGUGGUAUUCUGAAUGAUGAAAGGAAGAGGGAAUUAUUAUUGCCACUCUCAAACUGUUGCUAAUCCCCCACAAGUGAUUCAGAAUCAAGUACCGGCAAUCACCCUUACUGUCCUUGCUUGUGUGUCAGUUUUAAAAGAGUCCUUUGAUCUUCACAAUAUGCACAUUGCCUUAACUGCCCAUUAGUGUUUGUCACCGUCCAGUUGCAUGAUCACGUAGUCCCUCGACACAUGGAGGUUAUCACAGUGCUCUCGUUCAGUGUGUUUUGUUUCCAUUGUGCUCCGCAUUGCAUGCACAAUACUUUUGCAACCUCUAUGACCUCAUAAUUGAAAGAUGGAUGAGUAAAACAAAACAAAGCACUAGUUAUUUUCAUAUACAUAUAUGAAAAUAACUGUACUUUUGUCAUUCUGUCAUUUUUUGCCCUGUGAUUUCCAACCAAUGAACAUCAUACGUUCAAACAGUGAAAGUGCUUUUUCACAAUUGCCCAUUCAAACUGUCAAGAACCCAUUUAAUUUGUUGAACAUCAGUGUUUGUUAAAGCACCCGAGUCAAACUAUGUUGGUUCUGUCAUUAGUCUCAUUAUGUUUUAAAUGUCGCACAAUUCUUCCAAGUGGUGCAGUGUAGACAUUUUCCCCUGAAACAUGAUGGAUGUUUUGAUUAUAACAGAGUUCCAUGUAUCGGGAUGUUCAGUAUAUUCAGAAAAAAAAAUAAAAGUAUUGCAUGGAAAAUGUA
Messenger RNA from Hippocampus zosterae (dwarf seahorse), 2267 nucleotides. It is a transcript of the gene bag4, whose product is annotated as BCL2 associated athanogene 4. Lineage: Eukaryota; Metazoa; Chordata; Actinopteri; Syngnathiformes; Syngnathidae. The record is from RefSeq and is a predicted model, not a curated record. Gene Ontology annotation, molecular function: protein-folding chaperone binding; adenyl-nucleotide exchange factor activity. The transcript is spliced from 5 exons. The coding region runs from base 281 to 1357 and encodes 358 amino acids. Gene Ontology annotation, cellular component: membrane; cytosol; cytoplasm. Gene Ontology annotation, biological process: protein stabilization.